AUGAUAGAUGUAAUCGAAGAAAGAAUCAUGCAUCGAUUUUCUGAACCGUGGGAAGACAGCGACCUAAUUCUUGUGGUGGAGGAUGAAAAGUUUCAUGUUCAUCGCCUGAUACUGAGCAUGAACUCACCAGUUUUCAAGGCGAUGUUUAAAGAGCAGUACAAAGAGGCCACCGCCAGCGAGAUUCCACUGCCUGAGAAGAAAGCAAAUGAAGUAUUAGACCUCUUGAAGCAUGUUUACUCCAAGAAUUUUUUUAAAGCGCCCGUGGAAAUCACUAGUAAGGCGUCGCAUUUUCUUUGUGUUAUACUAAAGAACAAUAAGUGACGUAGUAUGUAGAGUGUUCAGGGCGUGAUUGUUUAGCUCCACUAUUUUUAGGGUCUUUACCAUGAAAUGACAACAUUUCAAUGCACAUCAUCGUCACACAGAUAUAUACUUUAUCCAGUGCUAUAAAUUAAGAAGCUCAUUUCACAUCUUCAGCUUUUGUGAACAGAACCUCUAUCCGGUAUAUGUGUGUGAAAAUAGCCUAAAUCCCCAAGGAGUCAAUGAACUGUUCAUUUAACAAUUUCUUUCCUUAUCUUUCAUUUUACCCGUAAAAUGUUCCCACCUAUAGUAUCGCUCAGGAGUUCGAUUAAUGAACCCUACACACAACCUACAAUCCCGUGCAAGCCUUGGUUGUCCCUGACGAAGGGUUAGAGCUCAACAAGUGAGCUAUUCAAUCUUUCCACGGGGGUUAAUUCUCAAAAUUCAUUUUGAUCAACUCAGUUAACAACAUCAUAUUUUCGCCUUGAAGAAGCCUAAGAAAACAACCGACAUUUCACGACGCCACCACUGGUUUCCCCACGAAACCCGCCAGCCCCAUUCAAGUGUUUCUAUAAAACUGUUAUAAAUAAUAAAAUGUGAGGUUAUUAAAUUAAAUUAUUUUAAUAUUGAAUCAAUUAUAGUUUCAAUCUCGCACACCUGAUUUCAAAGCAAUCUAUGAUCCAAGAACUGGGUUUUGAUCCGAUUAGUGCCCGCCCAUUUCCUCGUCGUGAUCGGUAUCUUGUGAUAAAGUUAGAACAAUGUUAUAAAGGAGCCGUUGUAAAUGACCAUGAAACAACAUGCAUGGCGGGCAACAAAAAUCUCUUCAACUAAAGAGCGCGCUAUUAAAACUUCUGAAUACAACGGAACUCAAGAGGUAAUUAAAAGCUCACUUUUUUUAAGAAACGCUUGCGCAGAUCUCCCUGUAAUAGUUGUAGUACAAUACAAAAGGUCUAACAUAACGUUUAUGCUCAUUUGUAGUCGGAAACGUGGAACAUCUUCUCAAGCUAAGCGAUGAAUACCAAGUGACACACGUCUUCGACGCUUGCAUCAGGUUUGUUAAAAGUGAACCAAUAAAAAAGGAAAAUGUGAUGAAACUACGUAGAAUCUCAGACUUGCAUAAUCUGGAAACGGUAGCGAAAGACUGCAACGAUUUUAUUACGAACAUGAAAAUAAAGAACCUGUAUGAAGCUGUUAACCCUGAAGACCUUGACCAAGGAACCCUGCGACAAUUCCUGGAGCAAAGGAUUAACCGGCUGGAAACUUUUUUUGAUGAGGUGUAUCCUGAAUUUAUGGGAAUGGUUGAGUGCUUGUUUUGGCUAAUGCAUAAGUCCGGGCUGGAUGUGAGAUGGUGCUCAAAACAUGUUACUGACGGAAAAUUAGUAAAUCAGCUUAAAAUCGAUAGUGAAGAGAUAAGGGAGUGUGCACACUGCCAAAAUAUGCUAUAUUCAGUGUGGAGAGCAACUAGCUCAGGCAGGGGGAGGGGGCAAAUGUAUUGGAACUACCAUUAUGGACAUUCCUGGCGGGGGUAUCAUUUCGAAAAUUUGGAAACAACUAUCAAUGACUUCUGCAAAUUGAAAAAUGGUUAA
Messenger RNA from Porites evermanni, 1883 nucleotides. The record is from the annotation of a GenBank genome assembly. NCBI's taxonomy places the organism in Eukaryota, Metazoa, Cnidaria, Anthozoa, Scleractinia, Poritidae.